Molecule: messenger RNA, 2195 nt
Organism: Ananas comosus (pineapple)
Lineage: Eukaryota; Viridiplantae; Streptophyta; Magnoliopsida; Poales; Bromeliaceae
Exons: 11
Coding region: 352-1992 (546 amino acids)
Source: RefSeq, a predicted model, not a curated record
AUCCCACAUUCUCCAACGGAUACCUCCAUCUCUCUCUCUCUCUCUCUCUCAAUCUCUCGAUCUCUCGACGCUCCAAAACCUCGCCUUUAACUCUCGAAACCAACACCGAAUCCGCGGCACCGAAACCCUGCCUCCGUAGAUCUCCAUCGCGUCGAUCGAUACCAUCAUUACCCCCACAAUCCCCCUUCUCUUUCGAGGAUUCGGCGCUCAGAUUCGGUCACCAUAUCGUGUACGUUGUUGCCGCGAUUUCACGGGGUUCUUUUUGAUCGAUUUUUGGGGAGCUAGGGUUUUCGGAGGAGUAGUGUAAAGUUGAAACCUUUGGCAAAUGCUUGGAAGGAGAGUGUUGUUGUUAUGGCCGGGGGUAGAGUGCAGGUGAUCAGCAGCAGGGGUUGCUCACGGCUCUUUGUAGGUGCUUCUGUUCCUUCUCUUUGCAGUUUGAGCUCCACCGACAUGAUGUCGUCGGCUUCUUCGUCGGUGCCCCUCUUGGAAUCUACUGGGCCUUUUUCGGGUCUUGUGAUAUGCGUCACGGGGCUAUCGAAAGAAGCAAGAGAUCAAGUCAAGACUGCGACAGAGAAAUUAGGUGGCCAGUAUAGUGCAAGCCUACAUCCUAAGUGUACUCAUCUUGUUGUACAGAGCUUUGGUGGACGCAAGUUGGAACAUGCGCUUAAGCAUGGAGCAAGGAACGGUCUUCUAGUCAUUACGCUGGCUUGGCUUGUUGAUAGUGUGAGGAGAAAUGUGAGGCUGAAUGAAUCUUUAUACAGUGUAAAAAAUAUUGGAGAGAAUGGCUUUCCUUUAGGGGAGUUCAAUCGUCUUGUUGGCCUUCCCGGCAGUGAGAAGUCCUGUCUUCCAGUAAUGGCCUUUGAAGAUCAUAAAUUUUCAAACACAGCUAGGCAACACCAACUAGAAUCCACUAGAAAGGAACUAAAAACUGCCGGUUCAGUUUUCUCCAAUGACUCUAUUUAUAUUGAUUCAGAUAUUUCAGGUGAACUGAAGGAAAAGCUUGUUGAUGCAGCUUCCAGAGAAGGUGCUAAAAUGUUGGAGCACUGGUUUAUUGGUUGUCAGGCAAAUUAUGUUGUGUGUGAAGGUCCUUCAAUCCAAAAAUAUAUUGGCCACUCCAACAAUGUUGUUACUCCGCUGUGGAUCCUAAAAACAGUUAAGGAGAAGUCUUUGCAGCGGCUUGUGCAUUUCUCAUCGGACCUAGCUAGGCAGGUUGCCAUGAUUCUUGAAAAUGUUUCGGUUUCCAGAGAGGAAACAAACGGUGGAAGUGUGUGUCCUGUUGCAUCAAAUUCUAAAAAAUCGCUGCCGACAUGUAAGGGCAUUAAAGAAAGCCUUGAAGAGAGGCAGAAAAUAACUGACUUAGCAAAAUUGGGUGUCCGAAAUCGCCGUUGUCACCGCAUGCAAACAUGCCAAAUUCCGAUCCAUCCGAUUACUCCAUCCAGCCUUUUGGAUACAAUCUGCUGGUCAAUUUCUGAGCCAACCUCAUCAGCAUGUGUUUAUACUGACUCUUCUUGGUCAGAAGAUGUUAACGAGCAGCAAACCAUCUCUUCUUUUGAUGUGAGAGGAGAUGCAACGGAUGCAGAAUUAUCAUCUGAAAACUUCUCUCGCCCACUUAAAGAAAGUGAGAAGAGGGAAGUGAUCUUCAAAAACCACUUCCUUACUAUACUCUUUCCAGUCGACCGUUUCAGUGAAUUGGGGCCUUUAUCGAGGACAUUCUUUAGCAAUGGUGGUUUUACACGCAUGCAAGUACUGGAUUAUAUUUACAGCUUUUAUCAGGAGAACAUGUUGGAAAAUGAAAUAGAAGUAGCAAUUCACACAGAUUCAAGACAUGCCGAUCGCCUCCGGUCUCUGUAUGCUAGCGAAGAAUCGGUAGAGCGCGGUUACAUCUCGUUCAAGAGAAUCGAUUUCAUGGGGAGCCGAAGGAGCUUCGAGGUGUUGAAGCGGUUGAGUGGCGAGACCAACUGCAAUGUUUACGAGCUUUUGAUCAGAGCGUAGGUCGUUUUACUGUUUGAUCCAGGUUUGGUUUUUUUUUUCUUUUUUCUCUUUUUUCUCUCUCUCCGCCUCUGAUGCUAAAUGUGGGUGUGGGUUUACGAAAAAUAAAAUAUAGAGCUUGCAAUUUUGUUUCUUGUGUAUAACAAGUGUGAUGUGAAUACCAAUUAGCCAAGAGAAUAAUGAGAUUAAUGGUGCUUAUAUACUAA